AUGGCGACUACAACUAGUGUUAUCGCGACCAAGGAAGCGAGCAAUGUGGCCGCAGACUCGGGCCACUACACGAUUGUUCGUAAAACGACAAAUCUCGACCGCAUGUUCUACGUCUACCACCGCCUCGGGAUCCAAUCCAACGUUCUAGUCGCAGCUCGCUACGCCUCAGCCCAACCGGGCAAGCAGCGUCUCAUCCUCUCCGACGACGCAGUCUUCUCAGCUCUCCACGCCGUCGUCACCAAGUUUCCAGAGCUUGGUCUCGUUGGAGUCGUAGAGCCCGCCGCCGAGGAGGGCAAGCACCUCCUGUCUCUCGCGACACUGAACGAGGUUAACCUCGAUCGCUGCGUCGAGUUCAUCGACGACGAGACAACUCAAGUCAACGCCGAGUUCCUGGAAAACCUCCACGGAAAAUGGCACUGGGCUGAUGGUGCAGUCGAGGCCGGCGUACCCUGGUGGAAAGUCAUCGUCGUCGGACGCCGAGACGUCGUCUUCGUCUACCACCACCUCGUCUGCGACGGCGCGUUCGGCAUGACAUUCCAUCGCGAGCUUCUGGAUGCUCUCAACGCAUCAGCCGUUUCCGACACGGGCUCCGCGUCCUCGCGCAUCAUCGAGCUCGAUCCCGACAGGGUACGUUUGAGCAUGGCCCUCGAAAACGUCAUCCACAAGAAACCAGCGGUCCUGGGCGUUAUCUACAACCUCCUCGUCUUCCUCUUCUACAGGUUCUUUUACGCCAAGAAACUCUUCUUCGUCAACUUCCCCAAGCCGAAGGAGCUUCUCAAGGACCCGAUGGCCGUCGCUGGGCCCGCGGAUCGUACCGUCACAAAGGUAAUGACUCACCGCAUCCCGUCUGACAAGAUGGACGCCAUCAUCAAAGCGUGCCGCGCGCAUGACACAACCUUCACGCCAUUCCUGGCUGUUGUCGUCGCUGGCACCCUCGCAGCAGACUUCUAUCCUCACGCAGAAGUCGGAUUUACCCGGUACGCCGUGGAUAUGCGCGCCACGGGCUGCUUCGACACGGCCUCCCCGGACGAAGGCAAACUGCUCAACUUGGCUGCAAGUCUCCCUGAGCCGGAGAAAUUGAGAAAGUACCGCCAGGCCUUCUCGGCAUCGUCCUCCGUGGGCGACAAGCAAAAGGGACUUGCGGCAAACGUGGACUCAAAAGCCGCCUGGGACCUCGUCCGAGACUACGGAAGGCGAAUGGUGGAAUCACGAAGCGGCGGGGACGAGUCUCACCUUUACAAGGCCUGGAUCAGCGGCAAUGCUCUGGGACCAAGUCUCGAGGAGUUCGCGGAGAAGUUGCCGUCGAUGGGACUCUUCAUGCAGAACAGCUUUUCGGUCUCCAAUUUUUCAGCCGGCCCGGUACAAGGUGCCGUCGGUUACCAUGGUAUUGUGUUCAAUGUGGCGGGAGUUGCGGGCGGUGAUACUGUCAUUAAUGCUUGCACUGAAGGAGGGAUGGCGCCGGAAGGAAUGGUUGAAGCGGUGUUGGAUGGUGCUAUGGCUAGAGUCAAUGCAUUGUUGCAGGAAGAGAGUGCUCCAAAGGCUGGCAAUGACCGCAAGGGGUUUUGGCAUGCCUUUGGUUGA
Messenger RNA from Colletotrichum scovillei, 1581 nucleotides. RefSeq lists its product as uncharacterized. Lineage: Eukaryota; Fungi; Ascomycota; Sordariomycetes; Glomerellales; Glomerellaceae. Bases 1 to 1581 code for a protein of 526 amino acids. The transcript is spliced from 3 exons. The record is from RefSeq and is a predicted model, not a curated record.